CUUGUCGCGAGGACCCCCAACCGGGAUUGCUAAGCAAAUCAUAAGUUACUAAACAAGGAACUGGUUGUCUUCUAGUCAUGUGACGUUUUUUCUUGAUGCACUAGUCCUAUAUUUGAAACGCCAACGGUGAUUAAUGUAGUGUGAGUGGGUUAAACAACAGGACAAUUUGCUCUAUUUGCGAUGGCGGGGGCUCCACAAGAGCGUUGGGGCAAUCAGCUCGAAUACUUACUCUCAUGUCUGGGAUAUGCAGUCGGGAUCGGAAACGUUUGGAGAUUCCCAUACUUGUGCUACAAAAAUGGUGGAGGAGCAUUCCUUAUUCCUUAUUUUCUCACCCUUUUCAUCUGUGGAAUACCAUUAGUGUAUCUGGAAACCACAUUGGGACAGUUUUCUAGUUCAGGAUGCAUUGCGAUAUUCAACAUCAGUCCAUUGCUCAAAGGUGCUGGGUAUGCGGCGGUAGUUCUGAACAUAAUUGCAAUCGUUUAUUUCUCCGCAAUCAUGGCGUAUCCAUUACUGUAUAUGUAUCAUUCGUUUAACUCACCUCUGCCAUGGCAAAGUUGCGGGAAUUCAUGGAAUACAGAGAGGUGCACUGAGAUCACUGGUAAUAUGAGCUCUACCUAUGGGAAUGCAUCGAUAACAACUCCAGAAGACGAAUUCUUCCACAUACGACUUCUUCGAAUGUCAUCGAGCAUAAACGAGGUUGGUGGGAUAGUAUGGCCUGUAUUCUGGUGCAACGUCAUCUGCUGGGUCGUCGUGUAUCUCUGCAUCUGCAAUGGGGUCAAGAGCGUUGGAAAGGCGGGGCUUCACGUGAUAACUCUUUUGGAUUCUCACGUUGCUAUAGCGUGCGUGCCCGUGGUUUGUCUGCUCGAGAUUGUCGCUGCCUUGUACACUUAUGGUCCCAAGAGGUUCAGCCGGGACGUACUCUUCAUGACUGGGAAGCCACUACACCGGUUCUGGAUCUGGCAGUGGAAAUACGUCCUGCCAGUCAUCUUAGUUGUAAUCACAAUAUACACUCUUCGUGAAGCAUCAGGGAUUGCUGGCUGGUGCGUGGCGCUUUCUUCGGUGGUCUUCAUACCCAUCUAUGCUGCUAUUGUUGUUUCCAAAAGCGCGGGACCCCUGCUUCAACGCAUUCGUGCCAGCUGUUCCCCCAACAAGCAGUGGGGCCCUUCUGAAGUGGAAGUACGCCGCAGAUGGCUCGGCAGCCGUAAGGAGAGCAACCUAGCCGUCUUCCUCAACGAACUUGAUAAUUUUGCCUAAGAAUAGUAUGUCGAUCC
Ostrinia furnacalis (Asian corn borer) is the source of this 1271-nucleotide messenger RNA. Its product is annotated as sodium- and chloride-dependent glycine transporter 1. The record is from RefSeq and is a predicted model, not a curated record. The coding region runs from base 181 to 1254 and encodes 357 amino acids. The transcript is spliced from 8 exons. Gene Ontology annotation, cellular component: plasma membrane. Lineage: Eukaryota; Metazoa; Arthropoda; Insecta; Lepidoptera; Crambidae. Gene Ontology annotation, biological process: amino acid transport; sodium ion transmembrane transport; nitrogen compound transport.